AUGGGGGUGGCUAUUAGCCGAUAUUCGGACAUAUCCUCUAAUGAGCUCUUAGAGCGUUUCUGUUCUUCAGAAAUUAUUUGCCCCAAUGAUCCAUUUUGGAAUCAGUUAUUAGCAUUCAAUAUACAACUGCCAAACAAUACCGAUGAGCAGCUUAUAUUUGAUUCAAGUACUGAAACACUCCUGCAGAAAUUUUUACAAAACAACCUGCAGACUGGCAAUCUAGGUUCUUUAGUUCAAGUUUUUAUUACACGUGCUACUGAACUGCUUGCAUCACCAAACAGUGACAAUGUGAUGCUGGCGUGGCAGACCUUCAACGCGCUGUUCGUGAUACGUGCGGUGAGCAAGUACCUGGUGGAGAUCGUUCCCGAGUACGAGCUGUGCCGGCACCUGGACGUAAACGCGGCGCGCGCUGCGAACGGGCAUCUCGACAUAAUAGAAGUCGAUAGUACACCGCCACAUGGACGGGUGACCCCGGAAUCACAAGGCUCUCCGGAGACCCCCUCGCCGAUAGCAGCGCCCCCUAUGGUGGAGCCGCCAGCCUCGCCCAAGCUGAUGGGCGGCGAGAGCAGGGUGGAAAUGCUAAUAGACGCUCUUAUAGGACUUAUCAUCGACGUGCCAGUGACAGACAACACGUACUAUCUACAUUUGGAGUGCAUAAACACAAUCUUGGUGCUCAUGUCUGUAUACAUGUUCGCCGGCGUCCACGGACAGACGCGCCUUGUGGAGACCUCACUUAUAUACAGGACCCUGUUUCAAGGACGCUACGGCAUGCACGCGCCGCUUUUGGUGAAAACGUUGCUCGUGAACCUCUGCAAUAUGGCGCCGGCGCCGCCCUCUAUGUUCGGCACCGGCAGCGGGGACAGCAUCUUAGUCAACUUGGCCUCGGGCCUGUGGAGAAUGCUGACACUGGGGUCCGGUUCCCGGCCGACGAUAUACAGCCAGCCGCCGCUGGAGCGGGCUGAACUCCUGGAGCGGCUGAGGAGGGAGCACGGCGUGGCCAACCAGUCGUGCCUCCUGCUGCUGGCGCUGGCCAACCACUGCAUGACGCAGGGCAACCUGUACCGGAACGCGCUGCUCUGCUGUGAGGACGCUGCUGAAACUUCGUCAACCACCCCGCAGAGGGACUCAAACAGCGCUGCACAAACCACACCGCCACGGAUUGACAUGGCUGCGCUUCACAAAGCUCUUUGCGCCACGGCCGGCUGCGAACACUCCACCCUGCUCCUCUAUUUGAUGCUGCAUUCGUGCAAAGCGUACAAGAGACACGUGAGCAACGUUGCACACGUCGAAAAUUUGAUAGUGCCCAUACUGCAAGUGCUGUACAACGCACCUGACAGCAACUCCCAUCACAUCUACAUGUCGCUGAUAGUUCUACUGAUACUGACGGAAGACGACUCUCUCAUCAAAAGCGUGCAUCAGAUUAUGCUGAAAAACCUAACAUGGUACACGGAGCGUUCGAUAUCGGAGAUAUCGCUGGGCGGCCUCAUGGUGCUGGUGGUGGUGCGCGCCUUGCAGUACAAUAUGGCGCGGGUGCGGGACAAAUACCUUCACACGAACUGCCUCGCGGCCAUCGCCAACAUGAGCUGCGAAUUCAGAAAUCUCCAUCCGUACGUCGCUCAGAGGAUAGUGUCGCUGUUUGAAACGUUGACGAAGAGAAGAUCGCGGUUGUGUAGCGAAAUAGAAGGUGGUGAUAUAAAUACGUUAGAGUUGCCGCAUCACGCCGAGGAAAAAACAGAGGAAAUAAUGGAUCACAUAGCGGUACUGGACGAAGUGAUACGAAUGCUGCUCGAGAUCAUCAACUCGUGCCUGACCCACCAGCUGUCUUCGAACCUGAACCUGGUCUACGCGCUGCUCCAUAAGAGGCACCUCUUCCAGCACCAGCAGCACCAGCACCACCACCACAUCGCGCAGAACAUCGAAAUGGUGAUCGGAUACUUCUCUACGAGGCUGCAAAGGGUACAAGAGGGCGCUGGUGGUGACCUUGGCGUCACAGAAGUGCUGCAAUGUAUCAAGAAAGGCGCAGAGCAGUGGUCCAGCGAUAGACUUAAGAAAUUCCCCGACCUGAAGUUCCGCUACGUGGAGGAGGAGAGGCCCGAGGAGUUCUUCACGCCGUACGUGUGGGGCCUGGUCAGCAGCUGCGGGGGCGUCUACUGGGCGAGCGAGUGCGGCGCCAGGGCGGUGGGCGAUCUGCUGGGCUGC
Molecule: messenger RNA, 2199 nt
Organism: Iphiclides podalirius (scarce swallowtail)
Lineage: Eukaryota; Metazoa; Arthropoda; Insecta; Lepidoptera; Papilionidae
Source: the annotation of a GenBank genome assembly